Messenger RNA from Heterocephalus glaber (naked mole-rat), 1582 nucleotides. NCBI's taxonomy places the organism in Eukaryota, Metazoa, Chordata, Mammalia, Rodentia, Bathyergidae. The record is from RefSeq and is a predicted model, not a curated record.
ACACAGCGGUAAAUCCGCGAAGUCCCAGGCAGCCAUCUUCUCCUGGGCUGCAGCUUGCUUUGUGCUGAGAGUUCUUACCUUGCUUGUUCUAAAAACCCCUUCCAGGGGCCGGGGAUUUAGCUCAGUGGUUUCGCUGCCUGCUGCGCAAGCGCAAGGACCCGAGUUCGAUCCCCGGUACCAAAAACAAAACAAAACAAAUAAAUAAAAACCCCUUCGAAUUUGGAGUCGCUUUCUAGAGCAAUGAAGGCAGUGCUGGCCAAGGACCUGGAGCAGGACGCCAAGCUGGCCAAGAGGACACAUGCGGAGCUGUGCAAGCAGCAGCGGGUCUUCAACGCCAGGAACCGGAUCAUUGGGGGAGACACACAAGCCUGGGAUAUUCAGGUUCAUGACCAGAGGAUAAAAGAAGCAACUGAAAAAGCUAGGCAUGAAACCUUUGCUGCCGAAUUGAGGCAAAAUGACAAGGUCAUCUGCAUAUUAGACGACCGGGAGAAGAGAGAUAGAAAAUGUCUCUGCAGAGCUAUCAGUGACUUCCAACAGAACUGUCAGAAGCCAGAAACUCGCCGUGAGUUUGAUCUGUCUGACCCUCUAGCCCUUAAGAAAGAGCUUCCAGCCCGGCAGUCAGACAGUGACGUCCGGAACACAGUAUCAGGGAUGCAGAAGUUUAUGGGCGAGGACCUAAACUUCCAGGAGAGGAAGAAAUUCCAAGAAGAACAGAUGAGAGAAUGGUCCUUACAACAGCACAGGGAAUGGGAGAGGGCCCGUGCUGACCAGAAAUUUGCAGAGGACCACUACACACAGACCAGGCUGAACUUUGAUGAGACAGCCAGUCACCUGCAGAAGCUGGAAAGCAUCACCAGGAAGGCUGUCUGUGCAGCUGUGAAGGAGUUCAACAGGAAGCAGGCCAUGGAGUCAGCGGAAAGGAAAAGACAAGAGAAAAGACAAGAACAGGAGGACAACAUGGCUGAGAUCUCCAGCCAGCUGCGGGGAGACCUGCUCUCAGAGAACCCUCAGCAGGCAGCCAGCUCCUUUGGGCCUCACCGUGUGGUGCCAGACCGCUGGAAGGGGAUGAGCCGGGAGCAGCUAGAGGGCGUCCGUCUGGCCCAGAAGCAGCAGAUCCAGGAGAAGCUGCGGCUCCAGGAGGAAGCGCGCCAGCGGGACCUGGACUGGGACCGGCGGCGGGUACAGAAGGCCCGUGUUGCGCUGCUGGGUGAGCGGCGGCAGCAUCGCCAGCAGUGCGAGGACCGGAGGGCUCUGGACCGAAGCAACCUCCGUCUGGCCGCGGAGCAGCGUCUGCAGUGCGCGGGGCAUGGGUGGGCGAGGGGGCGGCAGAGAAGCAGUGCACCAAUAAAACGGGGUCCAGGGCUUUUUCCUUUAAAAAGACUAUUUAUAUUUAUUUAUAUUUAUAUUUAGGAAGCACAUGUGUUUGCUAAUUUUUUUUCUCUUUUUGUUGUUAGAAAGAAAUAUAUGGAUGAAAUCUGUGCAAAUCAACCCACGGCCGAUUAUUUUGCUCAAUUUAAUACAAGAAGUCGAUAAUGCAAAUGACAACCUCGGUUUAUGAAUAAAGCGUGGCCACCUUGAAGCA